Molecule: messenger RNA, 450 nt
Organism: Gloeophyllum trabeum ATCC 11539
Lineage: Eukaryota; Fungi; Basidiomycota; Agaricomycetes; Gloeophyllales; Gloeophyllaceae
Exons: 2
Coding region: 1-450 (149 amino acids)
Source: RefSeq, a predicted model, not a curated record
AUGCUUGAUCGGACAAGUGUGAAGCAAAAUAAAGCCAUCGCUCUCUCUCUCCACCAGUCGAGGGCCGAGGGGCCCGACGAGAGCAAGCAAGCCCCAAAGCCUGGUCCCUCGCAGAAACGCAGGGUGGAAGAGCUCGAUGACGAUGAUUCCGAAGAAGACGUCGCACGUCCGUCCAAGCAAAUCCGAAUCCGAAAGGCAGGGCCACUUGCAGCCGCUAGCCAGAAACGAAAACAGUUGCCUGUGGAGGCAGAAGAAGAGGACGAGCCUCAAGCAUCGGUUAGCAAGAAGCCCCGUGUCCGACCGCCAAAGAAGGCAGCGCCUCGUCCUGCGAAGGCUCCCAAACCACCCGGUCCUAAGAACGCUGCGAGUCAGCGAUCUCGCGGUAGAAAGGCCGUUGCUACCGCUUCUCGAGUCGGAUGUACUAACGUUUCAAAUUGUCUGCGUUCUUAA